Molecule: messenger RNA, 1205 nt
Organism: Phytophthora nicotianae INRA-310
Lineage: Eukaryota; Oomycota; Peronosporomycetes; Peronosporales; Peronosporaceae
Exons: 1
Coding region: 679-984 (101 amino acids)
Source: RefSeq, a predicted model, not a curated record
CGCACAAACACUCUACAGCAGAAUGCGUGCGGAUAUCUACAUGGAUGUUUUAUUGUCAGGAGCAGGGCUGUGCGGUGCUGCAGUAUGGUUUCCAGUACAUGGUACAAGCAGAUAUUAAAUAGUUUCAUGAUUGCAUUGCACGCGGCGUUGGUCGUAAUCUACAGAUCGUGUGUGUGAGGUUAGCUGUCGGCUGCAUGUAAGGUGACUGCACCCUGGCUCAGGUAAAUGAAAUACAGGUACCAGCAGAACGCUGUCCAGUAUACGCAGCGUUUAGGCAGUAAAUAUACAGGAUAACGGAUCGUCAAGAGAGGGCGUUGAGAGAGAAGCCGUAUUACGAACACUCCUCCGUCAACGUGGCAUUUUGUGGAUAGCUGUUCGUAACUUUUUAGAUGCCUCAGACUCUGGGCCAGAGAGAUCGCAACAUUAUAGAAGCCCCAGAGAGAUAGUUCUGCGCGCCUUCCUACGGGUUGGCUGUCUUGAGUCCAAGCUUGACUGGUCUUUGUCCGCUGUGGUGGUGCACGAUGCAAGCUGUUGGGCUUUGCCCCAGCACCGCCGAGAAUGCAUGUAUGUACAGUUGAAGACGAGUGAUUGUCAGCGACUGCACUCUGUUGAUUAUUUGAUUAUUUGCAAUUUUGCCAACAACAUCAAACCCCCCAAGCAAUAGCUACAUCGCACGCCAUGAACCCCUCAAUGAUGGCCACGCGCAACGCGCUUCCUCUCAGCAACCCAGCAACACUCAUGUACAUCCGCGAGAAGACGGCCACCACCGACGCAAGGACGACCACAAGAACCACCGACAUCGCCCUCUCGAAACCUCGUAAUUCAACACGGACAAGACUUUCGCUCAAGAUGAAAGAGCUGUUCUCCAGCAACAAGACGGAGCGGCGGGAACAGGACCUGGCCGAUCAGCCAGCGAGGAAGAGCGCCUUCUACCGGCAGUUUAUUGAGGCAAGAGCAUUCGUCAGUACUGGACUUCGUCGAUAGGUAGAUAGACUAGUAAGCAGCGUUAGAGUUAGCAGAGAAUUCGGGUCGCACGAAGAAGAAUUCAAACGAGCCUUAUUACCAAACAAACUGUCACUCCAGUUUCUAAACCACUCAAUGGCCACCUGCAUCUCAAAUGUCCUCGACUUACCCGCUGACAUCAGUUUCCUAGCUAGCAACAAGCGUCGAGAGUGCCGAUACAUACAGGUACAAUUUUGCUGUAG